Molecule: messenger RNA, 511 nt
Organism: Dicrocoelium dendriticum
Lineage: Eukaryota; Metazoa; Platyhelminthes; Trematoda; Plagiorchiida; Dicrocoeliidae
Source: the annotation of a GenBank genome assembly
GGCAUCCUUCGUUCACCAACUGUGUCAAACGGAGAGUGGUGAAUAGAUGGUACAAUUUGGCUCCGUACGUAGAGAAAAUAUGGCGGUUCUCGGAAUUCAAAUAUUUCAUGAACAAGCACUUUACUGACAUAAGGAAGGCUGGUGUUCAAUUCACUGAUUUGAAUAAGGAACGUGAGAUGGUCAAAUGGGAACAUAUGAAAGCUAAGAACUACCUGCGCGAGCCAUUUUCAAAAGCUACCGGUAAACGAGGCGUCGCCACGUCUCGUGCAGUUGUCUUUCGUGGUGGUGUUGCAGGAGGCCGCCCUGGGCAAGGAGCAGUUUUGGAUUUGAAAAGCGAGAUGCUCAGCGUUACUGAAGUAAACUGAUGGGAAACAGCUUGUAGUUAAUUCAGAACUUGUGGCACAAAAGCAUGUAUCAGGUGGUUCUGUGAAAUUGUUCAAAUGAUCUUGUCAACCUUAUUCCUUGAACAUGCUUACAACAACUUUCAAGCAAAAGGCAAGUAAGUGUAUAG